CUCUCUCAACUCAGUCACAUGGAGGAAAGAGGGACACACGCGCAGAGAAAACUCUCCUCAUUAACUAAUGAGCAGGAUGUUAGCAACCGCCUACACACACACACACGCAUACACACACACACACACUGAUUAUCUCAUCCUGUAAUAGGGUGUCAUCGUCCUGCCGCGCUCUAAUCACACAGCUGUAUUCUCUCUCUCUUCAUUCAUGAGGUGAAACUAUUUUGGUGGCCGACUCAACUCUUGUGUUCAGGAUGGAGGCGGUGGCUCUUUUCUCUUUCGCAGCAUCAGAACCAGACGAGAUCAGUUUCCAGAAAGGGGACAUUAUCAAGGUGACAGAAAUGGAGGAUGAUUCUUGCUGGGUCACAGCAGAGAUCCAGGGGAAGCGUGGCUACGUGCCAGAGAACUACAUUUCACUCCUUCCUUAUCCGUGGUUUGCAGGACGGGUGUCAAGACUCGAGGCUGAAAAGCUCCUGCGCUGGCAGGACACCGGCGUGUUCCUGGUGAGGGAAAGUGAGUCAGCUCCUGGAGAGUUUUCUGUCUCUGUUAGCUACGGUGAGAGGGUGGAGCAUUUCCGAGUGCUAGAGGGGGGCGGUCAGUACUGCAUCUGGGAUGAGUCGUUUCGCUCCCUCAACCGGCUGGUGGAUUUCUAUAGAACUCACAGCAUAGCUGUGGAGAACGUGGUCUACCUCAAAGACCCCCCUUCGUCCCCUCGCCUGCUGUCCUACUCAGGACAUAACCCGUACCCCAACCCGUACAAAAGCAGCUCUCAGGAGUCCCUCCCCUCAGCCCGCCUCUACUCUCACCCCUCUCACCCAGAACGAGAGUCCUCGCGGCGUCCUCUGCCUGAUCCAGCUGUGGGGAAACCUCGCCUGGCUCACGCCCUCUGCAACUACACCCCUCCUCAGACCGCCCACCUCCACUUCCUGCGUGGUGACAUCAUCGACCUGCUGGACUGCUCAAGCUCUCUGACCUGGAGGGGCCGCUGUCGAGGGCGAGUUGGAAUCUUUCCGCCAGAAUACGUCCAGCCGCUGUACCACUGACACCAUAUCAAACUGUAUCGCUGACACUUAUCCGUGGAGCUGUCGUGACUCACCUCUCUUAUCCAAUGAUCCAACUGCUGAUGAAACAAUUAGACCAAUGAUCAAUAAGUCCAUCGACUAUUAACAAUUAUAUGACAAUAAACAGCUAAAUUAACUGCAACCCAGUCGCCAGAAUAAAAUAUUGGCAUUGUAUGUUUCUGCAAACCAUGGAUACAAUACGACUGUAACUUUCAUACAACAUCAUAUCAACAUUUCUAAAGUGAUGUAGUUCAGAUAACAUGUAUAUGAGCUGAGUUUCCAUCAGGGGAAAGAGGGGAUGGGAUAGUUUGACACCUAGGCAAGAUGGCUGCCAAGCAGCAGACCAACAGACAACAAGACUAUGUAUUUCUAAUGAGAUGUUGAGACACAUACAGUCAAGUUUGCAGUGACAAAAUCCAGUAUUCUAAUGAGACGUUGGGACAUUUUCAGCCAUCUGUGAGGACCAAACUGUAGCCUGGUGAGACCAUCCUGAUGACGUGAGCUCAACAUUCUGUUUCACCCUCUGUUUCAGUCUGGACUCCGGGCCGCCCUAAACACUUUCCAGAAGUUAAAAUCAAACUGGGGCCAAUCAGGCUCCACACUGUAGUUGACAACAUAAGCAGCCAAUCAGGGAUUGCGUUGUACUUGAUAUAAAAUGCAGGCCAUCGCUUGCUAAACAGUAAUGGCGGCUCCAGAUGCUACAAGCCUAACUCUAAUAUUAGUAGAGUAAACACAGCAAUAAGUGAUGUCAUUGCAGACAUAGAGUUGAUAACAACAAUUAAACAAGAACAAGAGUAUGCACUUGAAGUUUCCCUGAGGAAAAGACGUUUUUCUUUCCGUUCUUCUGACUGGACUCGUCAAAAACUUGAUUUAUCAACUGGCUCCACUGGUGAUGAAGAAGAUGCUCCCGGUGAUUUGUCAUGUUCAUCGGCUGAAGGCGUUUUCUGUCAAGACAAGUACUACUGCCACUGGAAGUGCCUGGGGCCACACUGAGUCCAGAGUCAUACAGAGAGCGAAACAAAAUGUUGAGCUCACGUCCAACACAUUCUCACUCUGACCUCGUCAUAUGUUGACGUUUUGGUCAUGAACUUUCCAUGUCCACAUACAACGUGCAAGGUGCCCUGGAUUCGUUGGUUGUUGACGUUUUCGGACACCUUGUUAAGUUCUCUUCUUUCCAAAUAUACUCCCAUUUUCAGUCUUUUUCAAAAUAAACGCACUACGUCAGCACAACACUGCAAAUUUAUGUUUUUUCUCUUCAU
Epinephelus lanceolatus (giant grouper) is the source of this 2317-nucleotide messenger RNA. Its product is annotated as GRB2-related adapter protein-like. NCBI's taxonomy places the organism in Eukaryota, Metazoa, Chordata, Actinopteri, Perciformes, Serranidae. Gene Ontology annotation, molecular function: protein binding. The record is from RefSeq and is a predicted model, not a curated record.